AUGCCUCCCAAUGUCGAGCAACAAGUAGUAACCCCUGCUUUCACCCGAAAUGCCUCAACAUCAGAAGGUUGUUCUGCCAUGCAAACAAGUGCAGUAUUCGAUGCUCUGGGGGUGUCAACACUGUCAGAAGGUAUGUGCAGGAAAGCUGACAAGGACGAGGAUUGA
Messenger RNA from Dovyalis caffra, 165 nucleotides. Lineage: Eukaryota; Viridiplantae; Streptophyta; Magnoliopsida; Malpighiales; Salicaceae. The record is from the annotation of a GenBank genome assembly.